Messenger RNA from Paraphaeosphaeria sporulosa, 1299 nucleotides. Its product is annotated as ATPase NPA3. Bases 1 to 1299 code for a protein of 432 amino acids. Lineage: Eukaryota; Fungi; Ascomycota; Dothideomycetes; Pleosporales; Didymosphaeriaceae. The transcript has a single exon. The record is from RefSeq and is a predicted model, not a curated record. Gene Ontology annotation, molecular function: GTPase activity.
AUGAGCGGCGCCGCUCCCUCCUCCGAGGCCCCCGUGGCUAUUGUCUGCGUGGGCAUGGCGGGCUCCGGCAAGACGACCUUCAUGCAACGCCUCGUCUCGCACCUCUACACGCAUGCCGACCCCACCCAGAGCGAGCCCGCGACAUCCAAGACACCAGCUGCGCCGCCCUACAUUCUGAACCUCGACCCCGCCGUGCACUACGUCCCCUUCACCCCCAACAUCGACAUACGCGAUUCGGUCAACUACAAAGAGGUCAUGAAGCAGUUCAACCUGGGGCCUAACGGUGGCAUCCUGACAAGUCUGAACCUGUUCAGCACCAAGAUCGACCAGGUCAUAAGUCUGCUGGAAAAGCGAACUGCCCCGCCCGAGCCUGCCGAGCAACCUGAGCAAACCACGGUCGAGUUCAUGACAAACUCCGGCAAGACCACCCCGCCCGCGCAGAAGCCACCGCACGUGAAGCACAUAUUGGUGGAUACGCCAGGGCAGAUCGAGGUGUUCGUGUGGUCAGCUAGUGGAGAGAUACUGCUGAGCAGCCUGGCGAGCACAUUCCCGACUGUCAUUGCCUAUGUCAUAGACACGCCGCGCACUACAAGCACGUCGACCUUCAUGUCCAAUAUGCUUUACGCUUGCUCCAUAUUAUACAAAACAAAGUUGCCUAUGAUUCUAGUCUUCAACAAGACCGACGCGCAGGAUGCCCAGUUCGCCAAGGACUGGAUGACGGAUUUUGAGGCAUUCCAGAGUGCACUACGCAACGAGGAAGAGGGAGGAAGCUUUGGUGGCGAGGGCAGUGCCAUCGGUGGAGGAAGCGGCUACAUGGGCAGUCUGUUGAACAGCAUGUCGCUGGUUUUCGAGGAGUUCUACAAGCAUUUGAGCGUGGUUGGGGUCAGUUCAAUGACUGGAGAUGGCAUGGAUGAGUUUUUUAGGAGUGUUCAGGUCAAGAAGGACGAGUUUGAGCGUGACUACAAGCCGGAACUCGAGCGAAGGCGGGCUGAGCGGGAACAGGAGAAGGCGACCACUCGACAGAAAGAGCUGGACAAGUUGAUGAAAGACAUGAAUGUCGGUGGCGCAAGCAAAGGCAAGAAGAAGAUGGACGAGCCCGAGACCGUCAGCGAUGUGGAAGACAACAGUGACGAGGGCAUGCAGGUUGACGAUGAUGAUUCCGAAGACGAAGAGUACGAUUCGGACAAUCCAGAGCAUGGACUGAAGGCACGGUAUCAGCAGGCGCUCAGAGACGAUGCGGGGCCGUCUGCAGAAGACUUCAGCUUUGCACGGUACGUGCACAAGGCCAAUCUCGGCUGA